Molecule: messenger RNA, 2455 nt
Organism: Panicum hallii
Lineage: Eukaryota; Viridiplantae; Streptophyta; Magnoliopsida; Poales; Poaceae
Product: 65-kDa microtubule-associated protein 6-like
Exons: 12
Coding region: 257-2092 (611 amino acids)
Biological process (GO): microtubule cytoskeleton organization
Cellular component (GO): cytoplasm; spindle
Molecular function (GO): microtubule binding
Source: RefSeq, a predicted model, not a curated record
CUUUCGAGUGAGAUCCAUAUAUAACCAGGCAACCACCGCUGCCCAUCUCUCCGCCUCUCUCUUCCCUUCUCUCCCUGGAACCAGGGUGGUUGUCAAGCGGCAUUGGAGUUGGGAGUCCUUGCCAUUGGUACAAGAGCAAGAAGCAAGGACAAGGAGGGAAGAGGAGGGAGAGUGAGGGGCACUAGAAAGGUGCCUCCUUUGCUUCCAGUUGCUUCUUCUCUCUCCUUGCGCGGGGGAGAGGGAAGCGGGAGAGGAGAUGGGCGAGAUGGUCAUGGCCGGUUAUGGCCUGGACAAGGCGGUGCGGGCCAGCGGCAGCUUCGACACGCCGUGCGGCGCGCUUCUGCGCGAGCUCGAGCAAAUAUGGACAGAGAUUGGGGAGCGUGAACAAGAUAAAGAUCGAAUGUUCCUUGAACUUGAAACAGAGUGCAUGCAUGUGUACCGUCGAAAGGUAGAUAGUGCCAGUGCCGAGAGAGCUCAGCUCCGUCAGUCAUUGAUGGCCAAAGAAGCAGAGCUUAAAGCUCUAGUUGCUUCUAUAGGGGAAAACACCACACGAUUUAAGGUGGAUGAAAAGCGCACAUCAUUGAAAGAUCAACUUGCUGCAGUGACACCUCUGUUGGAAGAGCUUAGGGCAAAGAAAGAAGAAAGAAUCAAACAGAUCUCAAAUGUGCAAUCUCAAAUUGAGAAGAUAAAAGCACAAAUUUCUGAUCACGGUUAUCAGAACUAUGAUGCUUGUGUCAAACAACUUAGUGAUGAUCAUGACUUAUCGACCAGAAGAAUUUCUGAUCUUCAAAUGCAAUUGCGAAAUCUACAGAAGGAAAAGUCUGAUCGCCUUCAGAAAGUCUUCGUAUAUGUGGAUGAAGUACACGGCCUAUGUGCGGUGCUUGGGAUGGAUUUUUCAGAGACUGUAAAAGAGGUGCAUCCAAGUUUGCAUGGGACCAACUCAGAAAAUUCAACAAAUAUCAGUGAUAGCACCCUUGAAGGUCUUACUCAGACUAUCCUGAAGCUCAAAGCAGAAAAGAAGACUAGAGUUUUGAAGUUGCAAGAGAUUGUGGAAAAACUUCACAAAUUAUGGAAUCUCAUGGAGUCAGCUGAACAAGAGAGGAGACAAUUUGCCAAAGUAACUGCUGUUCUUGGAUCUUCUGAGGAAGAGAUAACUUCUCCUGGCAUUCUGUCAUUGGAGACAAUUCAGGAGACAGAAGAGGAAGUCGAAAGGCUAACUAAACAAAAAGCUAGUAGAAUGAAGGAGCUUGUUCUCAAGAAGAGGUUAGAACUAGAAGACGUCUGCAGAAAUGCACAUAUGGAGCCUGAUAUGAACACAGCACCAGAGAAGAUCAUUGCAUUGAUAGAUUCUGGUUUAGUAGAUCCUUGCGAACUCCUUUCCAGCAUUGAAGUACAAAUAGCAAAAGCAAAUGAAGAGUCCUUAACAAGGAAAGAUAUCAUGGAGAGAGUGGAUAAAUGGCUAUCGGCUUGUGAUGAAGAGACUUGGCUUGAGGAAUAUAACCAAGAUGAUAAUAGGUAUAGUGCUGGCAGGGGUGCCCACUUGAAUCUCAAGCGUGCAGAAAAGGCAAGGAUACUUGUCCAAAAAAUUCCAACUAUGAUUGACAACUUGAUAGCCAAAACUUUCGCAUGGGAGGAUGAAAGAAAUGUGCCAUUUUUAUAUGACGGAGUUCGUUUGGUUGCCAUUUUGGAAGAGCAAAAACUCAGAAGGGCACAAAGGGAGGAAGACAAGAGACGCUGUCGGGACCAGAAGAAGCUGCAGAGUUUAUUGCUUAGGGAGAAGGAGUUGAUUUUCGGGUCUAAACCUAGUCCAAGAAAGACAAACAGCUUCAAUAGAAGGAUGAGCAACCACCAUUCAAAUGGAAAUGGCACUGGAUUCAUGACCCCAGUGCCCCGCCGAGUUUCAGCUGGCAGUGCGACACCGGAGCUUCUAACCCCACGCUCAUAUUCUGGGCGGUACAACAACUACUUCAAGGAGAAUAGGCGUCUGACAGCAGCACCACUGAACUUCUCAGCGGUUUCCAAGGAGGAUAGCAUGUCAUCCUUCGCCUCCAUUAGCGGCUCGGAGCCUGAUUCGCCAUUGUAUUUGCAUUAAGUGUUGGUUAGGGAAGAGAUUUCUUGGUGACAAGGAUGGGUAGCCUCAAGAUUGGACCAGUGUGUGGUAGCUGUUAACAUUGCUGAUGAGUGACGACAGGUUGUGACAAAAUUUAGGUGAAAUUGAUUGUAGAUAUAAUUUCUAACGUUCAUGGUUUUGCUCUAUCUCCAAAUUUAGGCAAGUCGUUUGGUUAGGAAACGUGUGAAUGGGAUAAGCUGUGCAAUGUAAUUGUUUCGUGCUGUGUGUUCUCUUUCCCCUCCCCCUCAUCCCCCUCUUGGAGUUCUGUACUACAGCUCAGAUAUUUUGUUUUGCAUGUGAAGAAAGGCUUGAUUUUUUGUCGAAAAGAAUGUUGCAUUUCAGCCU